Molecule: messenger RNA, 283 nt
Organism: Staurois parvus
Lineage: Eukaryota; Metazoa; Chordata; Amphibia; Anura; Ranidae
Source: the annotation of a GenBank genome assembly
UUUAUUAACCCCUUCGUGCCUAAGUGUAAAACAAAUCUUAAUGCCUAAGCACAAUUUUGCAGCUUUGACAUGUGUUAGAAAAACCGUACAUAUCAUCACAAUUACUUUGUACAUCCAGGUGGAUUAUACCACAUUUUGUUCAGGACAAAAUGGACUUUCAUUUGGUGGUAAAUGGUAAUGGAUAUCUCCUAUAAUUUUUAUUUUUAUUAUCAAGUCAGCGCUGCACAAUGGAUAUCUCCUGAUUUUUUUUUUUUAUUACCAAAGGAAAACUGGCCCAAAAUAG